Acanthosepion pharaonis is the source of this 1038-nucleotide messenger RNA. The record is from the annotation of a GenBank genome assembly. Lineage: Eukaryota; Metazoa; Mollusca; Cephalopoda; Sepiida; Sepiidae.
AUGGCUUGGGUAGGCUGUAGUAUUCUUCCUUAUUUCGAAGCAAAGCAUAUGUUAAAGUUAAAAACUUGCCAUGGAUCAAUUCUUGUAUCUUUCUCUUCCAGUUUUAUUAUUCUUUUCUGUUACUUUGUGAUGAUAAAUGGUGCCUUAUUAUUUAUUUUUCCUUCUUUGUCAGUCAUAUUUUCUCUAACCUCUCUCUCUCUCUUUCUCACCCUAUCUCUCUUUUCUCUCUCACUCUAUCUCCCCACUCUCUCUCUCUCUCUCUCUCUCAAUCUCCCACCUCUAUGUCCAGCACCAAAAUAUCGAACAUCUCUCCCUCUCUCUCUCUCGCACUCUCACUCUUUCUCUCUCUUACACUCUCCCCCCUCUCUCUCUCCCUCCCUCCCUCAAUCUCUCUCUAUAUCCAGCACGUUUAAUAAAGUGAAUGCUAUCAGCUUCCUAGAAACGAGGCAUUUUCUACAGCAUUUUUACUGUAUUUUUACUGCAAAAUAUCGAACCUUUCUCUCUCCCUCUCUUUCUCCCGCUCUCUCCCUCUCUCACCCCCCUCUCUCUCUCUUUAUCAAUCUCUCUCUUCUAUGUCCAGCAGGUCUAAUAAACAUAAUAUCGAAGCCCUCUCUCUCUCAAUCUUUAUCUCUCUCUCUCACUCUCUCUCACUCUCUCCCCCUCUCUCUCUCUUUCUCCCUCUCUCUCUCAUUCUCUCUCCCCCCUCACUUUUCUAUGUCUGGCACGUCUAAUAAAGUGAAUGCUACCAGCUUCCUAGAAACUAGUCAUAUUUUCGACAGUACUUUUACUGUAUUUUUACAGUAUAAUAUCAAACCCCUCCCUCUCCCCUUCUCUCUCUUUCUCCCUCUCUCUCUCAUUCUCUCUCCCCCUCUCUUUUCUAUGUCUAGCACGUCUAAUAAAGUGAAUGCUACCAGCUUCCUGGAAAGGAGUCAUUUCUUUACAGCCAUUAAGACAGAAAGCGAAAUCCGGCGCAAAAUCUUAUAUUUAAACGUAAACAUCAAUAUUUACCAUGAAAAAAAAUCGCUGUCAUUGGUUUAA